AUGGAACGGAAAUUUACGAAAUCUCCAGAGAUAAAGCAACAAUAUAAAAUAUUCAUGCAAGAAUAUGAGGAGUUAAAUCACAUGACCGAAGUUUCAAAUCAAGAGGACUCUCGGACAAGCCUCUACCUACCACAUCAUGCAGUUGUGAAACCCGAUAGUGUCACUACAAAGCUCAGAGUGGUAUUCGACGCAUCCUGUCCCACAUCUUCAGGAGUGUCACUCAAUAACAUACUGCGCACCGGGCCUACCAUUCAGCAGGAUCUACUUUCCAUAAUAUUGAGAUUCCGUCAACAUCGAUUUGUUAUUACAGCAGACAUUAAACAAAUGUACAGACAAAUACUUGUGCAAGAUGAUCAACGAGACUUACAAAGAAUCGUGUGGAGGCCUGAUACAAGCGAACCAAUUCGUGAUUAUCGUCUCAAUACCAUCACAUAUGGUAUGGCCAGUUCACCAUUCUUGGCAAUCCGAUGUCUAUAUCAGCUCGCACUCGAAAAUCAGGACAAAUAUCCGGAAGCAAGCAAGAUCAUACGCAAUGACUUCUAUGUUGACGAUCUAUUGUCUGGUGGUAACGAUAUAAGCACGCUACAACGGCUUAAAGCUGAAUUAAUCGAAAUUUUGCAGUCUUCAGGAUUUUCCUUUCACAAGUGGAACACAAACGAGCCGGCAAUCUUUGACAGAUCCUCGGAAGUCCAAGAGUUACCAAGAAGUGACGAAAUCAAAACUCUGGGCAUUUACUGGAACACCACAGACGAUUGUUUACGAUAUCGAACAUGCGCGAUUGAGUAA
This is a messenger RNA of Cyphomyrmex costatus, 786 nucleotides long. RefSeq lists its product as uncharacterized. The transcript has a single exon. The coding region runs from base 1 to 786 and encodes 261 amino acids. The record is from RefSeq and is a predicted model, not a curated record. NCBI's taxonomy places the organism in Eukaryota, Metazoa, Arthropoda, Insecta, Hymenoptera, Formicidae.